This is a messenger RNA of Setaria italica (foxtail millet), 2272 nucleotides long. RefSeq lists its product as uncharacterized. The coding region runs from base 332 to 2014 and encodes 560 amino acids. Lineage: Eukaryota; Viridiplantae; Streptophyta; Magnoliopsida; Poales; Poaceae. The record is from RefSeq and is a predicted model, not a curated record. Gene Ontology annotation, molecular function: protein binding. Gene Ontology annotation, biological process: positive regulation of protein catabolic process; protein ubiquitination. The transcript has 11 exons.
UGCUCCCGGCAUCCCUGCCUCCUCCAACGCUGACGUCGCCGCCACCAUCGGAGGCCGGAGGAAGCGUCGAGCGCCGCCGGUCCAAUCCUCCGCGUCCAUCGGCCGCCAGCGAAGACGGUCGCCACUAGGAGAAACCCUGAGCCGAACUGAAGCUAGGCCGUUGGUCCUCGUCGUUGCUCCGCCGCCGGAGAAGCGCCGCUCGCUUGAAGCCCGGUGCCGCCAUCUGUUACCACCACCGGCCGAGUUCCGGCCGUCUCCGUAAUCCUCCGCCGCAGUAAUCUUCUUUGGAGCGUAAUUCGAGAUCAAACUUCUUGUUUCAAAAAACGCAAGGAUGGAAUUGAAAUUGAAGGCACCUGCCUGUGACAAAGAUAAUGGUAAUGGCAAUGAUGGAUCUAUUACAGUGAGAAACAAGUAUCCUCGGCAGCCUGCCCCUGUUGUUUACCUUACUGAGGACCGCGGUUGGAGUUUCUAUGAGAAGUUUCUGUAUCAAAGGUACGCUGAGAUGGCCAGGUCCGUAGUAAAUGACAUAAUCAUCCAAGACCCUACUCCUGAGUGGGUGUGUAAUACAUUCUUCGACAAAUAUGACCAAAUGGAGCCCAUCCUUGAAAAGGAUAGCGCCCAGUGCUUCCUCCAAUUUUUCAAGAAAUGCGCAGGCAGGGGCAUGACAUGGAAUUUUACCAUCACUUCACAAACCUUAACCCACAUGAUCAGUUUCAAUGCCCUGCGGUGUGCAGAAGUUGUAUUGGAGGGCAAGGCACCUGAGCUCUCUGGGUUGCAUGCCAAUCCCAACUGCAUAAACAACAAUGGAUACUUCCCGCUCCACGAAGCUGCUGAAAGGUUCUCUGUUGAGAUGAUCGAACUGCUCUUACGCCAUGGCGCAUCAGCCAAUGUACGCACAGUUGGCAAUGUUGUCAUUGAGAACCUACUCCCGCUCCAUGUUGCAGUUGAGAAUACUUGCCUGCAUAAGUAUCUGGCGGACAAUCUUUCUUCCUGCCGGAACUAUCUGGAUUACAUCUACAAGCUUAUCCAUCUGUUGUAUCUGCCUGAAAUGAAGAUCUUCUUGGAUACAACUAGACUGCUUGCAGAAAAGACAAAUAAUCUACUUGAAGAGGUCUGGAUUUACAUUGAGGGUGGAAAACUUAUCCAGUCUGCAGUUCUACUGCUUGCUGCUCAGGAGCAUAUCCGUGGGAGCUGCUCCUCCAAUAUAAAUGGCAGUAGUAAGAAAGAUGGGUUUGAAAUUAUCAAUAAGCGUCUACUGAGGCAAUCCAUUGCCUUAAGAUGGGGAAAAGGCUCAAAUGAAAUGACACAGAAGCUUCUGGAGGAAAAGAGAACACUUAAUGAUUGUGCAAGGCUGCUUGUUGAUGUAAUUUCCCAUGUUGUUGAACCUCUUUCAGCAUACAUUCAGGCACAUUCAGAGGCAGCUUGUCAGCCCAGGCAGCAGCGCCAGCCACAGGCGUCCGAAAUUGGACCCCUGAGAUCGCUGCCUGCGCCAGGCAAAUUUGGCAAGACUCGAAGCAAACAGGCCCUAAAUGAGGUGUCCCGAAUGGAGGUCUUGGAACAUGUUUCAUCUAUCCUCAAAGACUAUGGGUUUCUCCCCACUGAAGAAGUCAUGGACACUAUAAACCUCCAACCUUAUGACUGCAAAAUGUCAGACAAAAAGUCAUGUAGCAAAGGUGCAAACAGAGCAGUUAUGGAAACGGCUAUUCUGCAUGCUGCAGAGGAAAAGGCUGCAAGAACAGAAGUAGGUGGCGGAUGGGAUCCCACAUAUGCAAGGAGAAGUUAUUUCCCAUAUUGGAGAUCACUGUUACGAACCCGUUGUCCUGUGAGAGUGUAUCCACCCUAUGCAACAGCAGAGGCUAAGUUCCCAAUGGUCAAUGGAUGUACUCCAAUUACAGAUCAUAAGCUUAGUUCAGUGGGAAGAAUCACAGCACUUACAAGCAAUCAACCCAAAAGGAGCUUUAGCACUGCUGCUAUUGGGGCGUUCAGGCUCUUGAAAUUGCUAAAGCAUGCAUGAGUAGAAAGGUGCCUGGUGGCAAAUGGGUGUUACAACGUGCAAGUUUCUCCAAGAUCGAGCUGGUUGGUCACUGAGUGUUGCGUUUUUUUAGUGGAUGUUCCCAAUUAAAUGGCAUUGAUGUGGCUAAACCUUAUGCUACUAUGGCCUUUGUGUGUUAAUGGCCGUGUAAUACUAACUGAAUAACAAUUGUGGGUGACCUGGACCUACACAAUGCCUUUGGCUUAAUGCAAUGGGAAAUGUGCUUCCCCCCCCCCCCCC